AUGUCGUCGGUGCCCAUUCCGGUUCCGGGUGGUGCGGGCAGGAUGGGAUUGGGGAAGAUGGCGGCGGCAGCAGGAGGGUCCGGGCGGGGUGGGCUGGGGCGGGCGUGGGUCUUCUCCGGGUGGGCCCUGGGUCUCUGCUCCCUUCUGGCCUCGGGGACGCGGCUCGCAGCGGCCACCACCCACUGGGUGGUCACGGAGGAUGGGAAGAUCCAGCAGCAGGUGGAUUCACCAAUGAACUUGAGGAACCCUCACGAUUUGGUGAUACUAAUGAGACAAGAAACAACAGUUAAUUACCUCAAAGAACUGGAGAAACAGUUAGUUGCUCAAAAGAUUCAUAUAGAGGAAAAUGAGGACAGAGACACAGGGCUGGAACAAAGGCAUAAUAAAGAGGAUCCAGACUGCAUUAAAGCAAAGGUGCCCUUGGGGGACUUGGAUCUGUAUGAUGGCACAUACAUCACCUUGGAGAGCAAAGACAUCCGCCCUGAAGACUACAUAGAUACCAAGUCUCCAGUGCCUCCAGACCUGCAGCAGCCAGACUGUACAAAAGUCCUAGAUCUUCCAUACAGUAUUCAUGCCUUUCAGCACUUACGGGGUGUCCAAGAAAGAGUGAAUCUUUCUGCACCCUUGUUACCUAAAGAAGAUCCCAUCUUCACAUACUUGUCACGGAGGCUGGGAAGGAGUAUAGAGGAAAUAGGGCAUCGUAUUUAUGAUGGGCUCAUGAAGAAUUCUUCUUCCUGGGUACUCUAUAAUAUGGCUUCUUUUUACUGGAGAAUAAAGAAUGAGCCAUACCAAGUAGUAGAAUGUGCCAUGCGUGCCCUUCACUUUUCUUCCAGGCAAAAUAAGGAUAUUGCACUGGUAAAUUUGGCAAAUAUUCUCCACCGGGCUCACUUCUCUGCAGAUGCAGCUAUUGUGGUCCAUGCAGCUCUGGAUUACAGUGACUUCUUUACCAGCUAUUACACUUUGGGAAAUAUAUAUGCAAUGCUUGGAGAGUACAACCACUCAGUCCUGUGUUAUGACCAUGCUCUACAAGCCAAACCAGGGUUUGAGCAAGCUGUGAAACGGAAGCACGCUGUCCUCUGCCAGCAAAAACUUGAACAAAAAUUGGAAGCCCAGCAUAGAUCACUUCAGCGAACAUUAAAUGAAUUGAAGGAAUAUCAGAAGCAGCAUGACCAUUACCUCAGGCAGCAAGAUGUUUUAGACAAGUACAAGCUCAUCCAGGAGGAACAAAUCUUGAGGAACAUCAUUCACGAGACACAGAUGGCAAAAGAAGCUCAAUUAGGAAACCAUCAGAUUUGUAGACUGGGCAACCAGCAGCACAGCUUGCACUGCCAGUGGGACCAGCCUGUUCGCUAUCACCGUGGGGACAUUUUUGAAAACGUGGAAUAUGUUCAGUUUGGUGAAGACUCUUCAACUUCUAGUAUGACCUCUGUGAAUCUGGAUCUUCAUGGAAACCAAAGUGACCCCAGCCAGUCCUUGCUGAGCUCCCCUGUGGCUCGUUCUGUUGUUUCAGUGUGGAGUGUAGAAUCCCAGAGAGACAAGCAGCAUCUUCUUUGGCCUCGGCGAUCAGAGUGCAUGAAAUCUUUUCCCAAAAUUCCUAAUCCAGAAGAUCUGCCAACUUAUUUCCUGCCUCCAGAAAACAGAGGGUUCAGAGUCCAUCCAAUCCUGAGUGUCCCAAGAGAUCCUGCUGGGCAUGGAGAGACCCAAGCACCAGAUUGUUCUUCCAUUACUGAUGCUCGUAACAAUGAGUCCCUAAACACACUCCUCAAGGAACUAGAUAGCAAUCUAGGUCUGAAAUUCACAAUGCCAGAUGAGCAAGCAAGACAAGUUUUGCAUUCUCGUAUCAACAAACAGACUGUUACACAGGCGAAGAUAGGAGCAUUCCUAGAGCAUGCCAUGAGAAAGCCAGAAGAUCCUCUGUGGCUUGUGCUCAAUGAAGCUGGAUUGUACUGGCGUGCAGUUGGGAACAGCACCUUUGCCAUCACCUGUUUGCAAAAAGCCUUCAACUUGGCUCCACAUGAGUAUCAGGACAUCCCUCUGGUCAAUCUUGCUAACCUCUUGAUUCAUUAUGGUCUUCAUUUGGAUGCCAGCCAGCUCCUGCUGAAGGCUUUGGCCAUCAAUGCCUCGGAGCCCCUGACUUUUUUGAGCCUGGGAAAUGCAUAUCUGGCUCUGAACAACAUCAGUGGAGCCCUGCAGGCCUUCAGACAUGCACUGGAUUUGACAACAAAAUGCUUGGAAUGUGAAAGCAGCCUGAAGAUGAUUCGCUGCCUGCAGUUUUAUCCCUUUCUGUACAACAUCACCUCUUCUGCUUGCAGUGGCCACUGUCAUGAGAAGGAUCCAGAUGGCAGUCAUGACAAGGAGAAAUACUUUGAUGCCCACCAUGAGUCAGUUACAGAGGUGGCAGAAGGACACUCCAAGGGAGGUACAGCAGAUCCAGAAGUCCUUCCUCAGAAUUCAGCAAGGGAUUCUUCCUUUUUGAGACUGGAAAACGCGGUCACAGCGGAGAGCAACGGCUCAGAAAGAGUGGAGGGGGUGGAAGAGGAUCAGAUGUCUGAGGAGAUGCUGGCUUUGGUGGAUGAGUUUGAAAACUCUUGGCCUCAGGAAGCUUUUGAAGGGGCGCUGGAGGUAAAAGGACGUCGGAUGGACCUGCAGGGAAUCCGGGUCCUGAAGAAGGGCUCCCAGGAUGGACUGGCCACCUCCUGUUUUGGGGACUGCGCUGAUGAUGAUGAUGAAGCUGAGUGGAUCACUUUUCAGGUCAAACGUUUAAAGAAACCAAAAGCUGAAAACUUGGAUCUCCAGGAACCAGUUGGGAGAAAUGGGGAAGAAGGGACUAAUGGAGAAAAUGAAAACUUUUACCAAACUGCCCUGGAGAUCAGUGGACCAAAGAUACCUUCUCCUGGACCAAUAGGCAAAAAACGUGAUUAUCGUAGCCUGGGCUGGCCAAGUCCUGAUGAGUGCCUGAAACUCCGCAGGGUGGAGCUCACAACUGUGGCCAGCACAUGGCUUGCUGUGUCUGCUAAAAACAUUGACAUUACAGAACACAUUGAUUUUGCCACACAGCUGCAGGAACCAGCCAUGGAGCCCCUCUGUAACCCCAGCCUGCCAGCCAGCAUGCACACUUUGGAUCACCUGCAGGGUGUCUCUGGUCGGGCCAGCUUGCAUUACACUGGAGAAAGUCAGCUGAAAGAGGUGUUACAGAACCUUGGCAAAGACCAGUACUCACCACAGUCACUGGAACAAGUUGGUACUAGAAUAGCCAAAGCUUUGGAGAAGAAUCAGACUUCCUGGGUCCUUUCCAGCAUGGCAGCUCUUUACUGGAGAGUGAAAGGCCAAGGCAAGAAGGCCAUCGACUGCUUAAGGCAAGCACUGCACUAUGCCCCCCAUCACAUGAAGGAUGUACCACUAAUAAGCCUGGCAAACAUCUUCCACAAUGCCAAACUCUGGAAUGAUGCCAUCAUUGUGGCCACUAUGGCAGUGGAAAUAGCCCCCCACUUUGUGGUCAAUCAUUUCACCCUGGCAAAUGUCUAUGUAGCAAUGGAGGAGUUUGAAAAGGCAAUGAAAUGGUAUGAGUCAACACUAAAACUUCAGCCGGAGUUUGCCCCAGCCAAGAACCGGAUCCGCACCAUUCAGUGUCAUUUACUGCUGAAAAAAGAGCGGCGGGCUCCUUAGGGAGCAGCAUCUUCCUCCUUUCCUAACAAAAACAUUCAUUAUUCUCUCUUUUUUGCUUUUACAUGUGCUAAGAUAAAUUGAGGAAUCAACAUUUUUAACGAGACUUAAAAAAAGAGAUGGGAUUUGGAUCAAGGUUUUUUUUUGGUUGUUUUUUUUUUCUCUAAUACGGGAGCGUCUUUGCCAAAUCCGUUUCAGAGACCAUAAUUUUCAAGCAGCCAUGUAAAUAUUAAACUGAGAAACUUCCAUGAGUCCAUGACCCAGGCACUGUUACUUUUUCUGAGAUUGGCAUCAGCAUCCAAACUAACUUGCUUCAUGCCUUAUGAUCUAAGUCAGUGGAAAUGCAAAGCACACACCUGUACCAAAUAGUAAGGGGAGAUAAUCAGCAGUUCAUCCAUGUGAAACUCAUGCUUUGCCCACUCUUGUUCACUCCUUACCACAUUACUUGCUUUUUUGGAAGGAGAGGGACAGGUUUUAGAAGGUUUAUUAAAAAAAAAAAAUGUUAGGAACAUCAAGCAUUUUUUGGAAUUGUCUAUUUCUGUUGACAGAUGAGGAGAAAAAGAGAAGGGAACAGCAGGACACUGAAGCCAAAGUGGGUUUUGAUCUUAUUUGCAGAAAAAAAAAAUUCACUGAGAAUCCCAAUAAGAUGUUCUAUACUUGUCUAUAUAUUCCUAGCCCCCUGCCUCCCUGAAUGGUUGAUUUACUAAUUCUUUGUUCACUGUAUUUUUAACCAUUUCAGAAUAAGGUGCAAGUUUAUGCUCAACUCUGAGCCACGCUUUCAGCUGCGGAGGAGGUGGGAGGCAGUUCCAAGGAAUCAUCAGCAAAUAAGCCAGGUGGAAGAUUCCCAAAUCAGUUCUCUCUUUGGUUGGUGGAGGACAUGAUUCUCCAGACAUCAUUGUUGAAUCAACAAGGGCACAUAUUUGAAAUAAAAUGAAUUGUUUA
This is a messenger RNA of Calypte anna (Anna's hummingbird), 4605 nucleotides long. RefSeq names its product tetratricopeptide repeat domain 17 (gene TTC17). The record is from RefSeq and is a predicted model, not a curated record. Gene Ontology annotation, molecular function: protein binding. The transcript is spliced from 25 exons. Bases 1 to 3666 code for a protein of 1221 amino acids. Gene Ontology annotation, biological process: actin filament polymerization; cilium organization. Gene Ontology annotation, cellular component: actin cytoskeleton; cytoplasm. Lineage: Eukaryota; Metazoa; Chordata; Aves; Apodiformes; Trochilidae.